AUGUCGGCCAUCCACGGGGACCUCCACCACUUGCGCAACCUCCAGAUGAGCAACACGGUCAACCCGGAUUUUCGCGGCACAGACGCGCCAAACUAUUUGGCCGCGAGCCCCCCGGUGCCGCGAGUGGACAAAUGCGUGGCCAUACUAACCCACCGGCGCAAGAGGACCAACUUCACCCAGCAGCAAAUUGAGGUACUGGAGAAGGUGUACUCGGGGACCAAGUAUCCUGAUAUCUACCUGAGGGAGCGGCUGGAGGCGCUCACCGGCCUUCCCGAGUCCAGAAUCCAGGUGUGGUUUCAGAACAGGAGAGCAAAAUCCCGUCGCCAAGUGGGCUCCUCGGCGUCCGCCAAGGCCUGCAACCCGCCGCCGUCCUUUAGCCGGCUGCCAAACCGGAUCAGCCAAAACAAAAUUUAUGAUAACAGCCACACCACGGAGACUUUCGGACUAGAGGACACCCACCCACGUUUGCAGCGGUCCUGCCUCUACGAGAAAGACGCGAGCCGAGCGAAGCCCGAGCAGCCGAGUCACCGCGAGCCGUGCGCCGACGUCCCGUUCUACCCUUGCAAGGACAGUGCCGAGAUCACGAGCGACGAUCCCCACGUUCUGGUGGAGUACGACAACUUCCCGCCCAACAAGACCAUCGGGCCCGAGAUGAAGGUGGUGAUCCCCCCCAUCCCCGCGCACAACAACUACAGCAGGCCGUCCCCCAAAGAGGCCGGCGGGCCGCUGCUGUACCCGCUCGCGAGGACAGCGGGGGGGCCUUUCGACGGCUUCUCCCCGAUCCGCGGCGCCGCCGCCGCGCCAGACUUUUCCGACUCUGACUCGGACUGGGAGAGCGAGGCCGUGGUUGGAUUUGGCGGUUUUAUGUAAGAGACGCUGAUGAGCUUCCCAGACUUCGGUCGAUAUGCCGUAACCUCAUCACGCACUGUCCAAAAACGCCCCCAAAUAUUAAUUUAUGAGCAAAACGUCACAAAAUUGUGGCAGCUUGAUGUUUAAUGACCCAGUACAAUUACAUUUCGAAACCUCGCUAUAUAUUUUAUUUGCAUAAAAUGAUGUAUUUAUUGUCAAAUAAAAUUCCUUUUCUGUG
This is a messenger RNA of Syngnathoides biaculeatus (alligator pipefish), 1087 nucleotides long. It is a transcript of the gene mixl1, whose product is annotated as Mix paired-like homeobox. The record is from RefSeq and is a predicted model, not a curated record. Bases 1 to 870 code for a protein of 289 amino acids. Gene Ontology annotation, biological process: regulation of transcription by RNA polymerase II; hematopoietic progenitor cell differentiation; endoderm development. Gene Ontology annotation, molecular function: DNA-binding transcription activator activity, RNA polymerase II-specific; RNA polymerase II cis-regulatory region sequence-specific DNA binding. The transcript has 4 exons. NCBI's taxonomy places the organism in Eukaryota, Metazoa, Chordata, Actinopteri, Syngnathiformes, Syngnathidae.